Molecule: messenger RNA, 624 nt
Organism: Microbotryum saponariae
Lineage: Eukaryota; Fungi; Basidiomycota; Microbotryomycetes; Microbotryales; Microbotryaceae
Source: the annotation of a GenBank genome assembly
AUGGCGAUCCAUCCAUCCGCUACGGGAACGACCCUGGACAAGUAUUGCCUCGAGGCUUGGCUGGUGCGGAUCUCGGAAUGGCCGUGCGCGACCCUCGGGGCACUCCGUCGAUACAUCAUCAAGCAUCCAGAGACAAUCUGGUUCCUUCCGAUCUGUCAUGAUUCUCACUGGUUCCUCGCUCGCCUCGACGUCGCCAACAACAAAUGGGAACUGUUCAAUUCGAUGGCCUCGCGACGGAGCGCUCGACGAAAGGGUUCUGGCGGCGCUCGGCGACCUCUUCCGAUUGCUCGGCCUGAAGCUCGACGCCAACAAACCGAUCACGCCCUCGAUCCCACAGCAGCGCGACAACUCAUCCUGUGGUCCUGCGAUCAUCAACAUUGUCGAGAAGUCCUGGGUGAGGCGGCCUUCGAUCCCGGGCGCCCUAAUGUAUCCCGAGUUCGGCAGUUCCAGAGGCUUCUCCGUGACUUCCCCCGGCGAACACCAAGCUUGACCGACACACUCACUGCAGACAACACUCCGAACAAGGUCACGGCACCCACCGGAGUGGCGGAUGAUGGCCCAGUCGAGGGUGAGCCGCUGCCCAGCGAGACGAGUCGUCAUCCGCCACUCCAGUGGGUGCCGUAA